UUAUGGAGUCCGGCAGUGAAGAUCCAGGGAACCCGGAAGACCCUGCUCCGGAAGCCGCCGCCGUGGAGGUCGCGAACGCCUGGCAGGCGGCCGACGACACCUCGUCGACGGCUAGCCUCGCAGGCAUAGAAAUCGACGUCGCGUCACCCGUUCAACCUCCGCCACAGCAGGCGACACAGGCGACGUCUCCCGGUUCGUCUUCCAACAUCAUCAAGCUGCAGAGCAGCGAGGGACACGUCUUCGAGGUGGACCUGCAGACGGCCAUGGUGUCCGGAACGCUGCGGACCAUGAUGGAAGACCUGGGCAAAAUGAACACGGACGCCGACGAAGUGGUGCCCCUGGUGAACGUGAACACGGCGACGCUGAAGAAGGUGCUGCAGUGGGCCACCUACCACAAGGACGACUGGCUGCUGCUGGCUGAGGACGACGCGGCCAUUGGGGCGCGACAGCCGCUGUCCUCGUGGGACGCCGAGUUCUUCAACGUGGACCAGGCCACGCUUUUCCAGAUCAUCGUGGCCGCGGACUACUUGGACAUCAAGGGGCUCAUGAACUCUGCCUGCCGAACCGUGGCCAACAUGAUCCGAGCCAAGACUACCGACGAGAUGAGGAAGCGGCUCUGCAUCAGGAACAACUUUACGCCCUCCGAGGAGCAGAUGGUUAAGCGAGAGACUAAAUGGUUCGACUAAACGCGUGACGGUCCCCAGGCUUAGGUCACGCAAGAGAGCACGGAUUCGGCGCUGUCCAGGACGUGCACAUCGAUCAUUUUCGUGUGGCACCCGUCAUCGUUUUCUGAAAGUGGGCAUUUCGCGACGUCGCGUUUUACAAAGGUUUCAGGGCACAUUCCUUUGUCUUUGCUCUAUAUAAAUA
Rhipicephalus sanguineus (brown dog tick) is the source of this 867-nucleotide messenger RNA. RefSeq names its product S-phase kinase-associated protein 1. The record is from RefSeq and is a predicted model, not a curated record. Gene Ontology annotation, molecular function: cullin family protein binding. Lineage: Eukaryota; Metazoa; Arthropoda; Arachnida; Ixodida; Ixodidae. The transcript has 4 exons. Gene Ontology annotation, cellular component: nucleus; cytoplasm. Gene Ontology annotation, biological process: SCF-dependent proteasomal ubiquitin-dependent protein catabolic process. Bases 3 to 686 code for a protein of 227 amino acids.